Molecule: messenger RNA, 3463 nt
Organism: Cottoperca gobio
Lineage: Eukaryota; Metazoa; Chordata; Actinopteri; Perciformes; Bovichtidae
Product: carboxypeptidase M-like
Exons: 10
Coding region: 110-1525 (471 amino acids)
Biological process (GO): protein processing; peptide metabolic process
Molecular function (GO): zinc ion binding; metallocarboxypeptidase activity
Source: RefSeq, a predicted model, not a curated record
UGCAGGAGUCACUCUGCCGGUGCUGGUCGGUGUUGGUCGGUGCUGGUCGGUGUCGGAGUCACAUACGGACCGGAGGACCGACAGACAGCGGACCGGUCGCACUGCAGUGAUGUCAUCGCUCCUCCUCUUCCUCCUGCUCCUCUUCGUCCUCACCCUGGCCUCAACGCUGGAGUUUCGUUACCACACCAACCGUGAGAUGGAGCAGUACCUCCUCCAACUCACCGCCUCCAACCCCGACAUCACUCACCUGUACAGCAUCGGCCCGUCUGUCACAGGUCAGCAGUUGUGGGUGUUGGCUCUCGGUCUCAGUCCGAGCCGUCACACCGUUGGCAUCCCCGAGUUCAAAUAUGUGGCUAACAUGCAUGGUAACGAGGUUCUCGGCCGGGUGCUGCUGCUACAGCUAAUCGACGACCUGGUGCGUGGUUACCGUAACAACGAAACGUGGUCAUUGCAGGUGCUGAACAGCACCCGCGUCCACAUCCUGCCGACGAUGAACCCCGACGGCUUCGAUGCAUCCAACACAGACUGCAUGUACAGCCAGGGCAGGGGAAACUAUAACGGCAUCGAUCUAAACAGGAACUUCCCCGAUGCUUUCGCUGGUCUCCGGAGGCAGCAGCAGCUCGACGAGGAGAAGCGGGAGGCAGAGGUCAGAGCUGUGAUUGGCUGGUUGAGGUCUGAGAGCUUUGUUCUCUCUGCGAACCUUCAUGGAGGAGCGCUGGUGGCCAGUUAUCCUUACGACAGCAGCAACGGAGGCAAAGAGCUGGUGGGCGGGGCCAGCAUCAGCCCUGAUGACGACGUGUUCAUUCACCUGGCCAAGGUUUACUCCCACAGCCACGGCUCCAUGCACCGGGGGUACCACUGCGGUGACAGCAGGCCCUUCCAGGAUGGCGUCACCAAUGGCUACCAGUGGUAUCCUUUGACAGGUGGGAUGCAGGACUAUAACUAUGUGUGGGCUCAGUGUUUGGAGUUGACUCUGGAGAUUUCCUGCUGCAAGUUUCCUCCAGCCAAUCAGCUUCCUGCUCUGUGGAUGGAGAACAGGAAGUCUCUGCUGGCCUUCAUCCAGCAGGUCCACCUGGGGGUCAAAGGUCGUGUGUUCGAUGGCUCAGGUGUGCCGGUCCAGAACGCAGUGGUGGAGGUCAAAGGUCGCAGUAAUAUGUGUCCGUUCAGAACCGAUCAACACGGAGAAUAUUACAGACUGCUGCUGCCUGGAAACUACAGCUUCACAGUGACGUACCCCGGUCACAAGGUUUUGACGGAGACACUUAAUGUCCCGCACGGUCCGGAUCACUACUCUGCCAUGAAACACGACUUCAUGUUACGCCUCAUCCCCACCACGACUGGUCGCACCCAAGCUCGCCCCACCAAUGCUAACCACAACCAAGCUAACAUCACCAAAGGUAACCCCAGCACUACCUGUAACUACACAAUACACCUGGAUUCAGGUGGAGACGUCUCCAGGUGUACAUGGACGGGGCUGGGUGUGGGGCUCGGCCUGGUGGCGGUGCUGCGAUCCCUGAUCGGCUGAAGCGGUCUGGCACUCGGUGUGACGGUCGCAGGUGACCCUAACCCUGCACGUGCAAAACAACCAACAAAGAACAAAAGCACGUGGCCCUCCAGAGGUUUCUGAAGGUGUACCACUCGCCGCCAGCUUCGUCACCGCUGAAGUGAUCUAAUUUGAGGGCAAAAGGUGAACCAGGGUGGAGGUAAAAGCCCGGGGAAAGUUCAUAUGCACUUCCUCACAAUGUGGUGCUGGAAGCUUUGGGACGACUCGCCGAGCUAAUGGACAUUUUGACAGCAGCCAGGGUUCCAUCCAAAUGUUGCAAAUUUAAACCGAAUUUCGAGAAAAACUGCAAAACAAAAUGCGAAUGAAUGUUUGUUUCCAUCCGACUGUUGUUUCAUUAUCAGGAAAUGGUUCAUGGAGGAAGAAGAUUGCAAAGAAGAGCAAAUUAGCUUCUUCUGUUUGACUCUGUCGAGAUGUUUAGCUCUUGAUCAAUGCUGGAAAUCCACUCAACAAAGAUGGCAUAGAUUUAUUUGCAGCAGUUUAAGGGAAAGUAAUUUAUUUAGCGACAAAAUGUCAUAAUUUUAAAUGCUGGUUAUUAAUGGAUUAGUGAUUUAACGAGCUGAACAUGUGAGAAACAUAUGUAUUGACUUUGUAUUUUGAGAAAGACCAAUCCAGUCCCAUCCUACGGCACGGAAGAACUCCAUAACAAAAAUGUGUAUUCAAGGGAAAAGAUAAAGAGGAGAAUAAUAGAGCCACUUUCACUGCAUGAUAGAGACAAUUAUGCACAGGAAUAAACUCGUUUUAUCUUUGAGUUCAUUAUAUUUUAAUGGAUUACAGGAGGACAAACAACUGCCUAAGGAUUUUGUCUUUCCUGCUGAAAUGUUCCAGCAUGCGAUGGGCGGAGGUAGUGAUAAGGCUCAUUAACUGUGGUGGAGUUAGACCAUGUAAUUUUAUAUGUGAGGAGGAGCACUUUAAAAUUAGCACUUGCACGGACUGUUUUCAGAGAAGGUAGUAUUUAAACCAGAGAAAAGGACGUUAAGUAGUCGAGCAUUGAAAUGAAGCUGGCGAGGCUGCACAUUAAUCAUCUACCUGAACUCACUGAGGUGCGCUUGAUUUACGACUCCAGACGAUUUAUACAGAGUCAUCAGACUUGUUCAUACAGGCGUUCAUCCUUUCUGCCUUUCAUGUUUUUUUGUAGGGGGGGUUAAACCAUCCCAUGGUUCCCAAUGAGGCUUCAUAUUAAUCUGAGGGGGUCACAAGAUUAUUAACAAGAUAGGAAAUAAGAAAUAAAAUCACAUUUCUGCCACACAAGUAAACGUCCAUAAAUCUGUUUAGAAAUAUAUAUUUUUUCUUUAACACGUUGCAGAACUUGCCUGAGAAUAACCACAUUUUAAAGUGUUUUCAGUAUCAAAGUAAUCCAGCGAUAGUUGUCUGCACACCUAUGGGUGCACUGCAAACAGGAGCUGCUAAUAGCUAAUUCGGCAUACUUUAAUGUGCCAAUUUGUCAAAAUGUAAAGAAAAACAGGCUAAAGAUAAUGUUUGUAGCCCAUAUCUAACUAACUGACUGCGUUUCAACAUUACACUUCCUCUUUACAUCACCUAAGCAUGAUGAGAACUGUAGUUUCCAAGCUUACAACCUGAUUAUCCCAUAAAUAGAAGUAAGACAGAAGUCUGUUAAUAUUACAUCACAUGUCAUUUAUAGCAGACAUGUGAUGCCUGGGAAUCAAACCUGUGACCUCCACCUGUGAGGUGAGACAUCUGAACCCUCAGCUCAGACAGUAUCUGUACACAGUAUAUAUUUAUAUACAGUAUAUAUUUAUUUGCAGUAUAUAUACACACAAUGACAAAACAACAGGUGUGAUGCCGGUUUUAACACGGAGGUCAGUGAUCUCAUUUUUCACUUUUGAUUUUUUGACAAAUAUCUUCUACACUUUUUCUACUUUUGUACUGUUUGAUAUUAAA